Molecule: messenger RNA, 2627 nt
Organism: Solanum pennellii
Lineage: Eukaryota; Viridiplantae; Streptophyta; Magnoliopsida; Solanales; Solanaceae
Exons: 2
Coding region: 1111-1761 (216 amino acids)
Source: RefSeq, a predicted model, not a curated record
UUUUAAGGGUAAUCAUAAUUAAAUGGAAAAGUAUUGUAAAACCAGAGAAGUCUGAGUAUUCCGCGGUGAUGAAAAGUAUGGAUCUUGUGUAAAUUCCGUAUAUGCAAGCUUUGAUUUCGCUUUCGGGACUUGUAAGGUCAGUUUCGAUUAUGGGUUGAAAAAUAGACACGUUGAGUCAUUUGACGAGCUGGUUGAGAUCGUAAAACGGUUCGACGGUUCGGCAGUUCUCCUACUGGCAAUAUACCGCCCUCAUUACAUUUCUCAUGUGUUAUGGGAUCUGUAACCUUCGGUGGACACAUUCAUAUCGCCGAAAGUAUUCAGCGAUCCACCGAAUAUACUUUUGAUCGCCUUUCACAUGCCCCUCUUUGACUCUCCAUCACUGUAACUUUCGGCAGACAAAUUCACGAUGGCCAAGUAUUCGGCGUCUCCCCGAAUAGAGAAUUCCAUCGCCAACUCGGCAAAUUCUUAAACAAACUUUUUAGCGAGUUUGACCUAGCUCGCCAAAGAGAUACAACAUGCACCAACUUAAACACGCAACCCCUAAAGAAGGAAACACAGGGUAUUCAUAUCAAUGAAAGAGGAUCAAACCCUCCAAUGAGAAGAGGGGAUGAACUCCCACUUGACAACAACAAGAGGAAGAAACAUAUGGCAAAGAAAGGAAUAGUUGUUGAGGCUUAAAUUGAGUGGACCGAUCCUAAAGAUGAUCAACCAUUGAUUCAACGACUGAUUAGGCUCCGAAAUAUGUCUCAACCCUCAUCCAACAGGGGUUUAUCAGAUGCAGUCACUUCCAUCAGGAAUACAUCAGCUGCAACUCCUACUAAACCAGCUCCAAAGCUAGCUCAAACACCUCCAGUGGCCCUUGCACCUCUUAUCAUGUCUCUAAAUGGGCUGCUGAAUAGGUUGAAGGGUGAUGAAGCACGAACCAUUAUAAAUGAGAAGUUUUUAUUCGUGUAGGGCUUAGAGGGAAAGAAUCUUGAUGUUUUCGAGCAGUUUACGAGGCCUCGAGGCCCAUACAUUCCUUCUUGGGUGAGGUAAUUUUAUGUAGCAUAUGGAGAGUCGGUUUUGAAGAACAAGAAGAAGGCAAACGAGUUUAGACUGGUGAGAUCGGUCAUGGUUAGAGGUCGGGAAGUAGAGUGCCACAGCGAGCAUAUCAACGAUGUAUUGGGAAGGUUGUUGCACUCCGUACUCCCUUAUGAAGGAUUGCCUAUUGCUGCAUCUUUAGACGACCUGAAGGAGUGGUUGGCUCCUAUGAUUUCUGAGGACACCGAUAAAUGGAUCGGGGUUGGAGCUUCUAUUGAGAAGAUGGAUCUAAACAUUGCUGUUAGGUUCUGGUUUGGCUUCAUUAGAAGCACCGUCAUGCCAUCCCAGAAUGAGUAUGUUCUGUGCCUUCCUAAGAAAGCUUGCCUUAGUUUUAUCGUGUCUAGGAGGAGCAUUAAUCUUGGAUUGUUGAUGUCACAAGAGAUGGCCAUAAGGGCCAAACAGAAGCAAACUUCUCUGCCAUUUCCUAUACUGAUCACGGAGUUGUGCCGGUGUGCUGGAGCGUCUCUAGGCACUGCGAUAGACAUUGAGGUCAUCCCUUCAUCCUCCACUGACAUUUGGCGCAUUGAGGUCGAGUACACAGGCGAAGAGGCUGACAGGAGGAAAGUGGCUCCUAAAGAUACUACUCUAGAGGUUAAUGUUGACUUACUACUUGCAGAUGCAUAUGCACCCACGCCGACCUCAAGGUCACCACGUACAUCAACUCAUUUAUCUUGUUCAUAAGAUCCAGGUGCUUCCUCUUCUGGUCAUCCGAUCAGAAUUACUCAGGCCAUGAUCUUGAAAAUGGGGUGUUUGACCCAAUCAACUGAGGCGGGGACAACCAAACUGGAGAGAUUAGUUCCAUGGAUGAUCGAGAGCGUCAUAGCUGUUGCACUCACCCCACUCUAGGCCUAUGUCGAGGCUUUGACUUUGAGAGUUACAGCUUGUGAGAGUAGACAGGAGAUACCAUUCGAUAUACCUACUAUGAAAUUUGACAUUGCAUAUCUGCGGAAGGACGUCGAUUAUCUAAAGUCUGUCGACUUCAAUGAUCUAAUGAGGCUCACUGAUGAUGGAGGUUCCCUAGUGACGUCGGAGAUUCCUCUAGCCACCACUGGAGUUGUACAUAUAAGAUAUACAACAGAUAUGGCUUCCGAUGAAUAUACUGACCAGUAGUUGGUAGCAAUGCAUGAGGAGAAGAUGAGAGAUAUCCAUGAGGAGAGUAUCGAUAAAGACUUGCCAGAUCUGGUAGCAAGACUUGUGUAGUCGAAGAUCCAUACAUCGCCACUGAGACGUUGUCGUCAGAUCCUAAUGUUUAUGGAAAAACUAUGAUUUAUCAGGCUCUUCCUAACACUGAUGCCCAUGCACAGACUGCUGACCAGAGUGUUGAUGCCCCGAUAGGAGGAGAGGCUGCAUAGACAAGAUCUUUCUUAACCUUUCUCUAUCUUACUUUGAUUUUACUUUGUGAUAUUGAUACUUGUAUUUGAGGACAAACACAUUUUAAUUGUGGUGGGGUGAGGCCCACAACUUUUGUGUUUAUACUACUUGUUUUUGUGUAUAUAGUUGGGUUGUUAUUUUAAAUUGUGUUUUAUGUCGCUAGUGCGAUUGAUUAA